Messenger RNA from Myotis brandtii (Brandt's bat), 678 nucleotides. It is a transcript of the gene POP4, whose product is annotated as POP4 homolog, ribonuclease P/MRP subunit. Gene Ontology annotation, biological process: tRNA 5'-leader removal; rRNA processing. NCBI's taxonomy places the organism in Eukaryota, Metazoa, Chordata, Mammalia, Chiroptera, Vespertilionidae. The record is from RefSeq and is a predicted model, not a curated record. Gene Ontology annotation, molecular function: ribonuclease P RNA binding. The transcript has 7 exons. The coding region runs from base 1 to 678 and encodes 225 amino acids. Gene Ontology annotation, cellular component: ribonuclease MRP complex; ribonuclease P complex.
AUGGCGGAGAGCUGUGCCCGGGCCGCUGCAGGCAGGGGAGUGUGGACGCCGUUCACACCGGCUUUGCAUGGGGUUCCGAGUCCCCCUCUGCAGGUGCCUGCCUGGGUGACCCAAGCUCGUCAGGGUGUAAUCUACCACACCCUCUCCCAGAAAGAGGCCAAGGAGCUGGAUGUCCAGCGCCCGGGAGCCCAGCGCGCUGAGGCCUUCCUGCAGGCCUUCCUGCGGCGCUGCACGCCCCACAUGAGCCAGAGCGCCCGCGAGGACCAGCUGCAGCGCAAGGCCGUGGUGCUGGAGUACUUCACCCGCCGGAGGGGCAAGGAGCAGAGGAGGCGGGCCAGGGGCCUGUCCGCGCGGCAGAGGAGGGCGCUGCGGCUCUUCGACAUUAAGCCGGAGCAGCAGAGAUACGACCUCUUUCUCCCCCUGCACGAGCUCUGGAAACAGUACAUCCGGGACCUGUGCAAUGGCCUCAGGCCAGACACGCAGCCCCAGGCGAUCCAGGCCAAGCUGUUGAAGGCAGAUCUCCAUGGCGCCAUUGUUUCAGUGAUACCCAAGCUGGGCUGUGUGUUCUCCGUGGAAACCGACGGCUUCGUUUCCUACAUUCACGGGAGCAAAUUCCAGCUCCGGUCGAGCGAGCGGUCCGCCAAGAAGUUCAAAGCGAAGGGAACCAUGGACCUGUGA